This is a messenger RNA of Brassica oleracea var. oleracea, 1488 nucleotides long. Its product is annotated as pollen-specific protein SF21. Bases 310 to 1353 code for a protein of 347 amino acids. The transcript has 10 exons. The record is from RefSeq and is a predicted model, not a curated record. Lineage: Eukaryota; Viridiplantae; Streptophyta; Magnoliopsida; Brassicales; Brassicaceae.
AUCAAAGAGAGAUACGAAUCGAAAACGGCGCCGUUGGGAAGUUCGGCGUAAAUAAAAUAAAAAGAGUCUCAUCGGCGUCGGUGGGAAAAUGAUUAACCGCUGGCCAUUAACGCAACACGGCUUUCUUAUAACACACAGACAUCGAGACAGAGAUUGAAAGUGGUCCACUUCUCUCUCUCUCUCUCUCUUUACAUCAAAGAAGAAGACAAACCAGAGCAAAAAGAGCCGUUGAAGCCUAGAAAUCUAACCCUUCUCUUUCAAUCUCAACACAACAGAGAGAGAAGAGAAAAAGAGGCAUCUUUUGAAGUCAUGGCGGGUUUAAACGACGACGUCUCAGUCGACAUUGAAGAGAUCUCCAAUGGUGGAAAGGAGCAUCAUGUCAAAACAUGCCAUGGUUUGGUUUCAGUUGUAGUCUAUGGAGACCAAGAGAAGCCAGCAUUGAUCACUUACCCUGAUGUAGCAUUAAAUUACUUGUCUUGCUUCCAAGGGCUGUUUCUCUGCCCUGAAGCAGUGUCUUUGCUCCUCCAUAACUUCUGCAUCUACCAUAUUAGUCCCCCUGGACAUGAGUUCGGAGCUGCUCCAGUUUGUUCCACUGAUCCGUCGCCUUCUGUUGAAGACCUUGCUGACCAGAUUCUCGAAGUCUUGAACUUCUUUAGACUGGAGUCAGUAAUGUGCAUGGGGAUCACUGCUGGUGCCUACAUCCUCUCCUUAUUUGCUAUAAAACAUAAAGAUCGAGUUUUGGGUCUGAUUCUGAUAUCGCCUCUAUGCAAAGCACCCUCAUGGUCUGAAUGGUUUUAUUACAAGGUAGUGUCAAACUUGUUGUACUAUUAUGGCAUGUCUGGAUUGUUAAAAGAUCGUUUCCUUCAGAGGUACUUCAGUAAGGAAGCUCGUGGUAGCUCUGAAGUUCCAGAGAGGGAUGUAGUACAUGAAUGCAGAAGGCUGCUUGGUGAAAGACACGGUGUUAGCCUUAGGAGGUUUCUGGAAGCAAUCAACAGGAGACAUGACAUAACUGAUGGGUUGAGAAGUUUAAAAUGCCGUACACUCAUAUUUGUUGGAGACCAAUCUCCUUUCCACUCUGAGACUCUUCACAUGGUGGCUGCAUUAGACAGAAAAAACAGCGCCUUGGUUGAGGUGCAAGCUUGUGGAUCAAUGGUGACAGAAGAGCAACCACAUGCGAUGUUGAUACCAAUGGAGUUCUUUUUCAUGGGCUUUGGGUUGUACCGGCCUGGUCGGGUUAGUGAUAGUCCUACGAGUCCACUCAGCCCGUCGUGCAUUUCGCCUGAGCUUCUGUCUCCGGAGAGUCUUGGUUUGAAGCUUAAGCCAAUAAAGACUCGGGUUCCCACCAAAUGCUAAAGAAACCAUUGAUUCUUUUUUUCAUAUUCUUUAAUUGAAUUGUAUUUCUUGUUGUACUCUAUUAUGUAGUCGAUUAACUCGUAAACACUUUUAUUUUAGAGAUACUAGUUUUAUGGGUUGAUGAUAUCAUUACAA